This is a messenger RNA of Solanum tuberosum (potato), 795 nucleotides long. Its product is annotated as putative F-box/LRR-repeat protein 8. Bases 1 to 795 code for a protein of 264 amino acids. The transcript has 3 exons. Gene Ontology annotation, biological process: SCF-dependent proteasomal ubiquitin-dependent protein catabolic process. The record is from RefSeq and is a predicted model, not a curated record. Gene Ontology annotation, cellular component: SCF ubiquitin ligase complex. NCBI's taxonomy places the organism in Eukaryota, Viridiplantae, Streptophyta, Magnoliopsida, Solanales, Solanaceae.
AUGACCGACUUCAUGCUGUCAAAGACUCAAAGUAAAUAUAUUCAGAAUUGUCUUUAUUAUCUUCUUAUAAGAAAUGACGUAAAUAGAACAAGGCAGUUGAUUGAACUUGGGAGUGAUAGCGCACAAAACCUUUACAGCUUCUCUCUGCACCUUUGGAACAACAAACUCAACAAGUGGAGGGAUACCACCUUCAAUCCUAUAGUCAAAAAAUACAGAUCUGUAAAAGGGCAAAGUCUUUCAAAUUCUUCUGGCUCAACUCAUGCUUCAGUUUUUGAAAAGGAAGAGUUGUCCAUGAAACGGCUGCAUGGUAUCACAGAUGGGGCUGUAGCUGAGCCAAUUGGUCCUGGUGUUGCAGGGGGUUCUCUGAGAGUUAUUUGCCUGAAGGAACUCUAUAAUGGACAAUGUUUUGGACCGCUGAUUAUUGGAUCGAAGAGUUUGCGAAUGCUAAAGCUUUUCCGUUGUUCUGGAGAUUUAGAUAAGAUUAUGAAAGUGAUUGCUGAACAAGUCAGUGAACUUGUUGAAAUUAAUCUUGAGAGGCUUCAGGUCAGUGACACUGGUCUUACUGCUAUUUCUAAAUGUUCCAUUCUUGAAAUUCUGCACCUUAUGGAAACGCCUAAAUGCACUAAUAAUGGUCUAAACACUGUUUCUCAAAACUGUAAGCUUCUAAGGAAGCUUCACAUUGAUGGGUGGAAGACUAACAAGAUAAGUGAUGAUGGGUUAAUUGUUGUGGCAAAACAUUGCCCCAAUAUCACUAACCUGAAGCCUAUCUUCUCUUAUCAGGAUUUCCUCAACUAG